AUGUCAGCACCUGACGCACCUGUCUCAAGCGUCUCCUCCUUUCUCUUCUCUCUUUUCGCUCUCUCUCUACAUUACUCUCUCUCUCUCUCUCUCACUUCUCUCUUUUGUCUGACGACGGGCCACGACAGCAUCAAAGAGAGAGAGAGAGAGAGAGAGAGAGAGAGAGAGAGAGGGGUCUCGGGUGACGACAAGCGUUGGCUGCCUUUUGCGGCCUGCCUGCUGCCCGGAGGAGGAGAAGGGGGGAAGAGGUGUUUUGUUGCCAGUGUGCUGCGGCGUGAUUUGAUUUGGUGGGGGAGGUUCAACUUUGUCACCAUGGCCAAGCGAUCAACCGCUUCCGAUUACCAUGUGCCCGCCACUUCGAGCAACUACUUUGAUCCCGGGGCACCGCUCGCCAAGCUGCCCAAACCCGGCGACCACUCCAUGUACCAAGACCCAUCAAUGUAUGCGCCACCAACUAUGACUGGUGUUUCUGCCGUCGAUACGCUUGAUUUUGCCUCGAAUAACCCCAUCGUGAGCCAGGCUCUCCCAUCAUUGGCGGAUGGAAACUUUGCAUCCCUUCUAGACCGAGGAGAUGUUUCCGGGUACCCUCCCACAUUGGCCUCUCAAAUGAGCAUGGGCACUUCUGCCUCGGCCCAGAUGUACUCGGACUUGCCGCCGACCUCAGACACCUCUUACAACAUGGCUACCACCACCAUGUCCCAUGUUACAAGCAUGCAGUCCAUGGCUUCAAGCAUGCCCCAUGUUUCAAGCAUGCAGUCCAUGGCUUCAAGCAUGCCCCAUGUUUCAAGCAUGCAGUCCGUGGCUUCAAGCAUGCAGCCCAUGGUCUCAAGCAUGCAGCCCAUGGUCUCGAGCAUGCAACACGUGGCCUCAAACAUGCAGCCCAUGGUCUCAAACAUGCAACCCCUGGUCUCAGACAUAUCUUCAACCAUAAGCACCAUGCCUCACUAUUCACAAGCAGCAUCCGUGUCUCAAGCGGCUUAUUUCGGCAACACGGACCUGACUACCCAUGGCCAAGACGAUAUUUCUCAGCCCUCCGCUACCCCUGGAUCCUCAAACGUGGUUGACAUUAAGAGCUGCGUUAAGGCGUACCUUGAAUCGACACACACGGGCGCACAAGAUAUGAAGUUGACCAUCCUCCAUCCCCGUGUGGUUCAAAAGAGCUAUGGCAACGAGAAGCGCUACUUUUGCCCGCCACCGCAGAUCCACCUGUCGGGGCGAAACUGGAACCAUCCGCAGCUAGGUGAACCACGUGUUUUUGUCAGCAUGCACCUCAACUACGAGCACACCCACCAAACUGAAAUUCCGCUCUCAAGAUUGGCGGACAGCGAGUUUCACGGCACAGCGAGUCAGCUCUUUAUUCCUGACACUGACAAGCGGAAGAGCUUUUGCCUACAGCUCAAGGUGUUUUUUCAGAAUGACGAGUCGAACGAGGUGCGCGACGUGGGCACCUUCCCCUCCAAGCCGUUGCGCGUCAUCUCCAAACCGAGUAAGAAGAAGCAGAGCAACAAGUCGCAUUCGGACAUGUAUAUGGAGAGCGGCUGUGAAGCCCUCUUCUUUCAUCGCUCGCGCAGUACCAACGCGGCCACAUACUAUUUUCGCCUCAAUGAGGAGGGCCAGCCGGAUUGCUCGGACGAAGGCUGGCACGCGCUCAAGCUUGUGAACGAUCAUACCAAUGUGCGUGAGACCAAGCUAGACCGUUUUCUUCCCGCACCACAUUUGCCUGUGCCCAACCCCCCUCCUCCCUCUCUUCUCGCACCUUUGACACUCACUUGUACCUCCCAACACAACGAAGCCAACCUUGCCUCGCGCAACGACCGCUACAUUGUCUACGAUCGCCAAGUUCGAAUGAAGUGCGCACAAACAAACAAGGAAAUGGUUUGCACCAUUCACCGCUGUGAUCGCAACGCAGUGGUGCCUGUGGACAACGAGUGUGUCUCCCAACUUCAGAAGGUGGCCAUUAGCCGAGUCAAUCCUGAGACAAAGGAAACCGAGUACCUCAAGUUUCAAUCGAGCAAUGGCUCAGCCUCGGUGUUUUUUGAGCGUGCCCGCAGUAAGGCGGACAAGGGGAGCGGUGUCCAGCUCUCCGAGCAAUCCAUCUGGACGGUUUGCACGGGAGCUCGCCUCGAGUACAGCUUCUUUGAUCACACCAUUGAUCGAUUUGUUCAACACAUUGAAGGCGAAAUGGUCAAGCCCAUCACGCCCGUGCCUCUGGUCGAUGAGGUCAAGUCCUUGGGACCAAUGGUAGAGCUCUAUGGCGAGCAUUUCAGCACCAUGUUGACGGUUUUCUUUGGCCCGGCACCUGCUUGCACGUACUACCGGUGCGAGGAGCUGCUCUUCUGCAAGCCGCCUUCGUAUGCCGAGGCCGUCGAGUCAUCUGAGGCUGUCUGUACUGCCAGCUACACCGUGCCACUAUUGCUGGUGCGCAAUGACGGCGUGAUUUACAACACGUUCAAGACGUACAAAUAUCAGCCUCAACCUAACGGCAGCAUGCGGGCGGCAUCAAAUGCUAGUGAGAGCACUUUCUCUCUCUCUCUCUCUCUCAAACUCUCAAACUCUCUCAAACUCUCGCUCAAACUCUCUCUCUCUCUCAAACUCUCUCUCUCUCUCUCAAACUCUCUCUCUCAAACUCUCUCUCUCUCUAUCCGUCUCUCUCUCUCAAACUCUCUCAAACUCUCUCUCUCUCUGUUUCGUUGGCGAGAGUCGCAGUGUUGUUUGCGCCUCUACGAUAAAAGCCGCUUCUGCCUCGCAGUUUCAGCUGUGCUGAACGACACGAACUUUGAUGAGAUUGAACGUGUCUACAUCAAAUCCCUCGAGAGCCGGUUUGACUACACGUGUACACGCAAGAACAACAUGUACUGCGCUGGAGUGUAUAGCGAAGAGCGCUUUUAUAGCCUGCUGCCCCGUGUUCAAAAUCUAUCCCUGAGCGUUGCAGCGCGCGAGUCCCUGCUGGGCAAUAUGUGCACCCCCUGUGCCUACAAAUUUCUCAGCCUCAUGGCAGCAGAGAGCGAGUUACCCACUGAGUACAUGCACCUUGAGGCCCUGUGUGUGCGCGAUGAAGAGCGUUUUUGCUACCCACGCCUUGCGAAUGUUCUAGCCCUCAGCGAUGAAAACACCUCUCUGGCCCGUUUUGGCCAGGCGCUUUGCCACGAAACUGAGAUGGGACGUUGCGCCAGCAAGAUGCUAGUGCGCCAACAACUAUACCCAGCCGCCGUUGCAUUCUCCAUGCCCGUGCCCGACAAGGACCUUGUCUAUCAAGAGCAGGCUUGCAUUAGGUCUACCGACCAAGAGCUAUGCUCGAAAGUUGCAGAGGAUGUGGCGGGGCUCAUGACGGUCGGGCUUCAAGCUACAGGCACCAACACGGGCCCAGACAUGUGUGACCGUGUGCCUGCAGAUGACCGUUGUACCUGGGGUUGCCAGCGCCGAUGGACCCCGGUUCGCAACGAAUAUGGUUGCUGCUACGCGACAUAUCGGCAGUUUGCUCAUGACCUCGGUGCCUCCUCAUCUGACUUGGCCACAACGUUUGGGCACUUGGAUGAGGUGGCUGCAAAGUGCAAUCGCAGCUUUGUUGAUGCGUGCCCCGCCAUCGCUAAAUCCACCGCUCAGCAACUCAGCUUGGUUUUGACCGACAUUGACGCUGAUUACGCCCGCCACAAUAAAAGCGUCAUUCUCAAGGCUGUAGGACCCGACGUGCAGCGCAUUCUUGGACUGUCGGCUGAUGCGUUCAACAUUACCGAUUUGACCACGCUAGAUGGUGUGGCGACGCUGAUCAUCACGGUGUACGGAGACCAUGCAGCCACAGUGACGCAGCUGGAGGCAGCACUGCAGGCAGACAUAACCAACAAUGCAGUCAUCUUCAUGAACCUUCAAAAGGUGUACGAAAGCGCCAAAAGGCAGCGGGGGAGACAGCCAUGUGGAUUGGCCAUGGAAGCUGAGUCCGAAGUUCGUGCGCGGCUGGAGCGUGCCAAUGCGCCCUGUAUUGCAUUGCUCAAGCCCAAACGAGAGAACCAGCAGGGUCAGUACAUGAGCCUAGACUCACCAGAUGUCGUCAAGGCAGAGCCGCAACGUGGCUUGUACCCGUGCCUUGACGACAGCAAGAUUCAGGCGUUGAUAUCAGGCACACCCUGUGACUGUCCUGGAUUCCAACUGAAGGCUUCGCCCGCUGACUUGCGCUGGCCCCUCAUUGUCAAGUGCAUUUGUGCUAGGCUGCAACAACUACAAUGCAGCCACUGUCAACACGACCUGAGCGCACAUCCAGGCUCAGACGAUGUGCAAGAUGAGACGGCGGUGCAGCUACGCCGCCUGCGAGCUUUCUACAUGCCAACGGGCCAUGCACGUGUCAACCUCUCGCCUGCCGAUGCCAUCGUUUCCCUGCGUGCGCACCCCGACCCGGCUGGUCAGCAAGUCAGCCUUUGCGUGUUUGAUGGGGGCAUCAAAACUCUCACCCGAUACACCCAUGCAUUCAAGGCCGGCUCAACGGUGUCCAAUCUGACUGACGCAGAUGGCCGGUCCAAAGGGCGACCGGUAAUCCCGGCUUCAUCCGCCCCGAGUGUGACUCAGCUAAAAUCAGAAGGCUCAACGCUGCCCCCAGCCAGUGUGGACUUAUCCGUGCCCACAUCAACACCAAAGACCGUUCGUGAUCCGCUGGCCGUAUCAACCAAAAAGCCUCGACAGCUGACGCUGUUUGGCACGCGAGCUACGAAAGCGUGUCCUUUGCCUUCCGUCACCAAUGAUGCAACAGCAACGGGCGCUGAUCCUGAACCUGAAACCAAGAAGCUGCCGGACUUGCCAUCAGACCCUGUUGCUCCUCACCAACGGAUCGAUGCCAUGUUCAAACGGACCUCUGAAACGGCCAGUGGUGGGAGGAAUGCGUCAAAGACCAAGACCAAGCGUUCCAAAGUGACGCCAACACCAAACAUUACUGCACCCACUGAUUCAAAGCCAGGCGCAAUUUGUUUCGCCGUCGAGCUGCCCAAGACUAAGCCACCGCCCCCAACUGCUCCCCCUCCCCCCAUGUUGUCCACGACUUCUUCAAGCACGCAUACCAAUCAAGAAAACGUGCCCUCGGGCACAGGUCUUCAAUUACGAGGAUCCAAGCCAAGCGUCAAGCCACCCCCUCCGGCGAUGCAAUCUCCCCCACCAGCGCCGCCCAAGAGUACACAGCAAACGCUGCUGAAUUUUGGCCGACCAAGCGUGAAGAGCAAGCCAAAGAAUGAGGCGCACCGCAAUGCAGUGACAUGCCCCUCCUCUCAGUCUUUGGCCGAAGAGCUGGUGCAGUCGAAAAACAGUUGCACGUUUUCAUUCUCGCGGCGAGCAAGCAAGACGUUGCGAUUUCUUGCCGCCCCCGAUGGUGCUUGCUUUAGCUGGCGGGCCACAUCUAAUGAUCUUGUGCGGCUGGGCGCUAACGGUGAUGGCAAUAUCUUUGUGACUGGAAACACUGAACUGCCCGACACCAUCAUCGAUGUAACUUUUGGUGGCGCAGCCCUGAGCCUAUUAUUGGUUUUGACCGCACGCGGCAACAUCGAAGCUGCCGUCAUUCCGCCCCAUCCACACAGUGACGUAGAGCGGCAGUCACUCGCCGUCGUUCCUGGUAUCGCCACGCCCACUCUCACAGCGAACGAGGACUGGUUGGCUGUGGGAACCUUUGAGGAUGGUCCGGUUCAACGUUUGAAGCCCCACUACUUUUUCAGCUCCACAUCUCAGUGA
This is a messenger RNA of Monosiga brevicollis MX1, 5703 nucleotides long. RefSeq lists its product as uncharacterized. Lineage: Eukaryota; Choanoflagellata; Craspedida; Salpingoecidae. Gene Ontology annotation, molecular function: DNA-binding transcription activator activity, RNA polymerase II-specific; RNA polymerase II cis-regulatory region sequence-specific DNA binding. The transcript has 27 exons. Gene Ontology annotation, biological process: regulation of transcription by RNA polymerase II. Gene Ontology annotation, cellular component: nucleus. The record is from RefSeq and is a predicted model, not a curated record. Bases 1 to 5703 code for a protein of 1900 amino acids.